Phalacrocorax carbo (great cormorant) is the source of this 12671-nucleotide messenger RNA. Lineage: Eukaryota; Metazoa; Chordata; Aves; Suliformes; Phalacrocoracidae. The record is from RefSeq and is a predicted model, not a curated record.
GGGUGCCUGCAAAUUUAAUAAUUGUUAUUAUUACUAUUAUUACUACCCAGGCUUUUCUAGUCCUAUUUGGGCUCACGCAUGCAGACUUAGGAAUUUGAAGCAGUAACAUUAGAGCAUUUCAUGUUUUCAUUUUUCAUCAUUAUACUAAAACUAAUAAGCUAAUCAUAAGCAUUAGACAAGUGUAAAUAUACCCUAAAACACCCCCAAGAGUUAUAACACUGGAUAAAUAUACCCCAGUUUAUAAAAGAAUUAAGCGUGUCUCAGAGAAUUAAAAAGUCAUUUUUGGACAAGGUUUCUCUGUGCAAGUCUGAAACUUACUGAGAGAGCCAAGCUGAUUAAACCAGACCGCUCCUGGCAUUCGAGCUGCUGUUCAACUUCUAAGAAACAGGCGGGUGCCUUGUGGAUUUGCCUGCUGCACAUGUGUGUGCUCAGAAAGCCAUCAAAUACAUUCAGGGGCAGAGAGGUCCAUCAGGGGCUGUUACAGCGGAUAUGACAUCUGGCUCAAGAAGUCUCUAAAGCCAGAGAUGGCAGCAUCUGAGAGGGUAUUUCAGAGGAAUUACCCGUGUGUGGUAGCCCAGUCCCAACAGCCUUCUCAUAGACAUCUGCUCCUACCGAUGUUUAGAGACAAGGCACGUCCACCUUAUGUCUGAUCCAGUAUGCCUGUUAGUUCUUUUGUAUUAGUCUUGGCAAAGCAGGUUGGAAUUAUUGAGGUGAAAAAAGAGCAGCAAACUGAAAAAAUACAGUAUUAAAGUAUGUGCAGGCAUAUUCCCAAAAUACAAUUAACCUUGCUCAGGAUAGAUGUCGAAGUGAAAAUGCCCAUCUGGGAGCCUCUCAUGUUUAAAACUUUGCAGGUACAGGCUUAUGUAAAAAGCUCUAUAAAUAUGGGGCAAGAUGAAGAUUAUUUGUUGUUGGCAAAUCAAAUAGCUUUGAAACGAUAGAGAAGUGAUUUGUUUUUAUGUGAGUGAUAAUUGUUUGCACUGAUGUGAAGCGACCCCAGGGAGGUCGGCUUUUGUGCUCCUGGAUCUUAAUCAAAGUCAACUGGACUAUAAGCAGAUGCAGAUUAAUGGAGCCCUGUUUCAGGCUUGUGAUGAUUAAUCUCUUUUGUCAGAUUUCUGCCCUGUACCCUGGCCAAAUGAGGGCUCCACUGUUCUUGGCACCAUGCCUCUUCCACUUCAGAGAUAAUCCCUUCCUCAGAGAGCUCACGGGACAGACCAUGACUGGGGGGAGAUGGGAGGACAGUGCCCUGUCUGUUGUCACAGAGUAGCUGACUAGGGUUUAGGCCCAGUGCAUUGAAUCCUGGUCCAUUAUCCAGUGCUGCCACCACCAACCAUGGCUCCCGUGACUAUAGUGAAAUAAUGACUCUAAGGACCUUUAGCUUUGGGUCACCUGGUACUAAGCAGUCAUUGAAAAACUUUUAAAAUCAGGCAUUCAGUAGAAAAGUUAGGUUCAUGGUACAUUUUUUUUUCUUCUGCCUCUCCUUGAUACUCCAUAUUCUCAUAUCUCUUAUUUCCCCAGGAAAUAAGCAUUCUGCCAUCUAUCUUCCCCCUACUAAUGUCUGCUUUACUCCAAAGAAUUAUCUUUGCUUUCAGAAAGAGUCUACCAGGUACCUAUCUGCUUAAAAUCCAAGCAAUUGUUCUAUACUUGUUUCUGGCUUUGAAGUCUGCUGCUGCUAUUUCAGGCCAGAAGGAGGUCUGGAGGCCUCAAAGCUUGUCUACUUUUUCCAACUAUCCCAUCUUUAUACAAGAUCUAGUACGAGAUACUGCCUCCAUCUACAGACUUGUCCUCCCCAUGUCCUUAGACUGUCACAGCUGCAAGGGCACUCCUAUCUUCAUACUUACUCAGGAUACAACAAAAAAUAUUUAUUCUCACCAUGCUGCUGUGUAACAUGUACCAUUUGUAUCUCUUCGUAUGUCCACAGUAGAUUGGCACAUAUAUACUUUUUUAAGGAGAGAAUCUUUUUGUUCUGAAUAUAUUUAAAGGAAUCUGCCACCACUGGUAGGUGGAAACUUUUCUGAGAGAGGCCUUACAUGUGUGAGUCAUUUGAGGAGGAAAAUCGUCUCACCAGAACAGCAUGACCAUUGGGAAGAGCUGAAGAAGACUGAGUGAGGAGCAAAGCAAGACAAGUAAGAAGCAGCAGGAUGACUAUCAUGCUGAGAGGCUGAAAGGUGGAUUUGGCUUUGGAGGAUGAAAGGCGGGACAGGAUACCGUUAGGCCUGACUUGGGGAGAGAGAGGAAGAAACAAAUACCUAGGCAGACUGGCACCAGCUUUCAAAGUGUUCAUACAAAAUUAGCACCCUUCUUAUUUUGUGCUCAUACUGCUGAUGUGGCCAAGCAAGUAACUGCAGUGUUUGUGUUUGAGAGAGACAGCACUCUUGGCUAGACCAUACAUCAGCUGCCUUUAAUGUGUCUGGCUUUACUGCGCACGUACAACUAAUCCUAUGGUUGACAGGGCCUAUUGCUUAAGUGUGAAAUAACAGACUCCAGCUGCAAGCAGGAUCUCUGUCACUUAGAUAUUGUCUUUGGCACUCAUACUUACACCCAGGGCCGACUGAAGGCACAAACCUGCCUGGCUGAAGCCAGAGGGUUCAUAAACUCAUCAGCUAAUGCUGAAAUGGCGUGUGAGAUAUGCUCUUAUGCAGGUCGUAAAUGUUCAGGGUGCCAAAAUGGAGACAAAAGGAAUGAAAAAAAGAGGAAAAAUCACAGAUAUACCAAAACUGGAUGCAUUUUUCACAUCAGGUGGAUUAUUUACCAUUACUAUUGUGAACUGGACAGACGGUACAGUACUUGUGACUGCAAAGGUGAAUGAAGAUAAUGAAACACAGUGAAGAUUGUAGGAACAUCCCAACCAACGUGCACUUCAUGCUCUCCACCAGACCCAGUUUUGCACUCCAGUUAGUAAGAACUUCUCUUCCCCCAUACUGAAUAAGAAAAAGGUUUUCAAUCUGUUAGGAUCAAAACUGUGAUUUUAGUAAAUCUGUAUUUAUUCAGUUGGUGAACAAGCAAGCUAUUUAGGGCAGACUGUUUUCAAGCAGGAACUACAUAAGGGUGAGUCUGCAAAUUAGAAAUGGUUGUUAUGAUCACUAUUGAAGGAAUCAUUCUACGCCUUCAUGUGCUGAUUGUUUUCUCCCAGCCCAGAAGAGGCUUCUUGUUCUGUACAACUGACUUUAAUGGCUACAACUGCAUUUCUGAGCCUAUGAACAGUCCCAAACAAUUGUAUUUUAAUGUUAGGGCAUAGAAAGUGACAAAAAGAACUUGUUAACAAUGACGCAGAGUUAGUGAAGCAAAGCAAGGGUGAAUAACAAUGCGGCAGGUGGACUUGGAAAGAGUUGUAAUAGAACUUUUUUCAUCCACAGAUCUUGUGGAUAACAUUGCAUGGAAUUGCAAUGGAAAGGAUUAUAUCUAGGAAUUUUAGAGUUACUCAGCCAAUUUGGUCCAUUCCUGGAAGAACACAAAAAGGUGACAGAAAUGUUGCUAAAAGAACUACUUCAUACUUUUUUGAAAACAUAGGGGAUAAAUCUCUUCUCCUGAACUAGUAAUUUGUCAGCAAUUACUUCUGAACAAUGAAAAGUGAAACAUUAUUCAUUUAGAGCUGUCAGCUUCACAGAAAUAUUCCAUGUUGUGCAGUUUUUCUCACAGCAAUUUUUCAAGGAUUAAGUCCCAAGGAAUAGUUUCUGAAAUUCAUCCCCAUUCACUGGAGAUGGUGCAUUUCUUUGAGUACAACAGUGGGUUUCUUGUAAGAGUAUGGUAUUUCUUUAUCAGAUUCCUGUGGUCAGUUUUAUGACAAUGGAUUAUGUACGUCAGGACAUGACAUAUGUUUGCAGGCAUAGCUAGAAAAAAAGUUGAAUGAUUUUGCUGUAAAGCUCUGUGAACUUGGCUUGCAGCUUGGGGGCAGGGAGCAAGAGGGAUGGGAGCAGUCACUGUUACUCCUGGAGAGCUCCUCUCCUUCCAGCAGCAUAGUGUGGCUGGCGCACACCCUCUCCUGCUGCAGCAGCUAGUUUGACUUUCUAGAACUCGGGCAUGGCAAAAUAGACAAAGGACUCUCUUUUUCUGCUGUUCCAGCAAUCUGCUGCCCUAAUUACGUGCUUAAUUUGCCCAUGCCUACAACUUGUCCUGGCUCAUAGCCAUGUGACCAAGGCUAUCCCUGAGGGUUUUUAAUUGAUUAAAGCAGCUCUUGAUUCUUUGGAGAAGAGAUGCAAGGUAGAAAGCUUUAAGUCUCAAGAAGAGAAAUAAAUAGACUAGAAAGUAUUUUGGGUCAGCUUCAGAAUCCUUAUUUGUUUCAAGACCUUGCAAGAAGAAGAUGUGGAUCAGAAAAUUGUUAUUACCACUGAAUCAUAUUUAUGAGACAGGAGAUUCAGAAACUGAAUCUAAGACAUGUCAUUAGCUUUAGUGCUGCAGUAAAGGAAUAAAACCAUAAACCAACAAGUAGCUGUCUAAGGUGUUUCAAAGAAGCCAUCAGUGAAACUCCUAAAGAGAAAAGGCAAUAUCUAUAUCCAGCCAUUAUUCAAAACAGAGAGGGACAAACUGAAUUUCUCAUGCCAUAGCUGUGAAUUUUCUCUAUGGUUCUUGUCAGUGAUGACAGAAAACUAUAGGGCAGUGGAUACUUUUAAAGAUUAUUAAAAAUGGGUUUUGCAGCUGCGUAAAAGAAACAAAAAGCUGCAUUCUUGAUCUCUGAGGAGAAUCACAUCUGGCAUUCUUCAAAAUGUAGAUUUCAGAUGUGGUUUGUGACUUUCUUGCUUGAAAACCUAGGGAGCUAUCUUCCUAAAUUUGGCAAUUAACAAGUUAUACUGCUAUAAUCAUAGAAUUACAGAAUCAUUUAGGUUGGAAAAGACCCCUGUGGUCAUAGAGUCCAACCAUUAACCUACCAGGUCUACCACUAAGCCAUGGCCCUAUGUGCCACAUCUACUUGUCUUUUAAAUGCCUCCAGGGAUGGUGACUCAACCACUUCCCUGGGCAGCCUGGUCCAAUGCUUGACAACCCUUUCGGGGAAGAAGUGUUUCCUAAUAUCCAAUCUAAACCUCCCCUGAUGCAACCUGAGGCCAUUUCCUCUUGUCUUAUCGCUAGUAACUUAGGAGAAGAGACCAACCCUACAACCUCCUUUCAGGUAGUUGUAGAGAGCAAUAAUGUGUCCCUUCAGCAUCCUUUGCUCCAGGCUAAACAAAUCCAGUUCCUUCAGCUGCUCCUCAUAAGUCUCGUGCUCUAGACCCUUCACCAGUUUCAUUGGCCUUCUUUGGAUGCAUAAUAUGUAGAACGUUUGUCUGAAACAAAUAGAAAAAGUGCUUUUGCCUUGGAAUAAAAUGUUGCUCACAAAAAUGGCCUAGAAACUUUAAGUUAAAUGUCCUGACUCCUCCUGGCCCAGAGGGUCCCAGAUUCUUUAGACAGCUCUGCCUGCAUUGCCAGUUCUCUCAGUUGACCCUGAGGUAAAGAGGUGAACAUAAAUAUAGGAGGUCUUUGGGAGCAGAAACCUAGUGAAUAAAGGUUCUUUGUCAACACUGAUGAAAAGUCCCAAGAACAAAGUGUCCAGGAAGAUUGAUGGAAAUGAUGAACCGAGCUAAAGGGCAUCACACCCAUCUGCUGACAUCAACACAAAUGGUGAAAAAAGCAGUGAAAGAUUAGGAGGAAUAGAAGCCCUCUGUUUACUCAACCUUGCAAAGAAUGCACAGGAAUGGUGGACAGACCUCGCCUCUGUGAGCUGGAAAAGUACCAUGCAAGAAACCAGACUUAUCUUACUGCAGCCACCAGUGUCUCCUUACCUCCAUUUUUACAUUAACAUUUCUGUCCAUUUCACCCUAUUGCUGUCUCUUCAGAGGAUAUUUUGAGGCCACUUAAUAUUCCAGCAUCAAAUGCUGUUUGAAUAUUACACAAGGAGCAGAUGCAGUUCUGUGGUCUCUUGAGAGGUAUAAUCAUCCAUUCCCUCUCCUGAUGUUGCUUCUGUUACUCUAUAGGGAAAUGGAGCGGUAUCUGCUGUGUAUCCUGUGUAAAUGUGAUACCAUAAAUGCGUUGCAUAAAUGUGUCCGUAACAAACACUUUUUUUCAUGUCCAUAAUAUUUUAGUUUCUAGAGAUUUGUUAUUGAACAUAGCAGCUGGUAUUCAUAUAUGAAUCUGCCAAUAUCAGUCAUUGUCUUUUACCUCCACAUAUUCAUGCUCAAUGGUAGCAAAAGCAAUACACUUUUCCUUGGGGCUGUCAGCAAUCCAGCUCAUCUGUCAUUUUUAAAUGGUCACCUGGGGCAGAUUCUGUCCAGGCAAAACAAAUCAAUACAGUUAGUUACACAAAGUGCAUUCAAACAAGGAUACUUGAAGGGGGAGAAGAAAAAGGUGCCGCAGCAAAGGAAAUGACAGAGAGGAGAGGUAUGCAUGCUGCAGGCUUGGCAAAGGCUGGGAAAAUGGCAGCAAGUUUAAUCUACACCUUGGAAGUGAGGAAGGGAUUGGGGAUCAGCUGAAGGGAACUAUAAAAGGGAGGAUAGGGCUGAGGAGGAAACUGAAGAAAAGCCAAAGAGGUAAGCUUAGGAAAAAAAGAAGAUAAAGUAGUGGAUCUACGACGGGUCCCCAGGACUGAAGCAGAAGAACUGAUGAAACCAGUUACCAUGCCACAGCCACUGGGCAGGCCUGGAAGGGAACCUUGUUUCCAGUCCAUUUGAUUCAGGACAAGUGUUCUGGACCCUGAAGCAGCUGGGGGAUUUUAUAGCCCGUAUCACUUAUGCUGCUACCAUGGCUUUAGCAUGGCAGUAAAUGUCACAGGAAAAGCAGCUUGUGCAACAGCCCAGCUCUUGGAAAUGGUGCAGAAAGAAAAAGAAUAUCUUAUGUCUGUUUUUAUAGGAGUAGAUGGUACAGAAGGUAAAGUUUGCUUUCUCGGUAAGCAUUAAAUUUUAGUCCCUGCUGGGCGUUAGCUGUAGGACUAUUUAAAGUGGGUGUCGAUGUUUUAUUUUUUAAUUCAAAUGUUUAUGUUUGAUAGUAGCAAAAAGAAUAUGCUUUUUUGUGGGGUAAGCAAUCCAGCUAAGUUGUCAUUUUAAAUGGUCACCUGAGAGAGAUUCUGCUGCAGCAGAGCAGACCAAUACAGUCAGUUGAAUGAAAUGCAUUAAAACAAAUCUACUUGGAUGGGAGAAGAAAAAGAUACCACAGAAACACAAAUGAUAUAGAAAAAAAGAAAGGAGUUACAUGCAACAGACAGAGAAUCAGGAGGGAUGGGAGGCUUUGUCUUCACAUGCUAGAAAUAGCUGAACUGAUCCACCAAGAUUAUCAUUAAACCAGCUUUAAUAAUGUGUUGUCAUCAAAAAGAGGAAAUUGCCUCCACUCCCAAAAAGAGUGGACUAUGGAAGGACUAUGGAAUAUGGCUUGCAAGGCUGCAGCUGGUUUCUUGUUCUGCUUUAUUCAUUCAAAAAUCAGAUUCUGUAAUUUAUCAAGAUCAUUAUGAGAAAAGGAAUCAAAGCGGUGCAUUUAGUUUUUCACAUUAUGUGAACCUGAAUCCUAGAACACUAAGCAAAAGGUGGCAAAGUGGUUGAAGUGUCUCACUGUGAUUCCAGAGCUCAUGUCUCUGGCAAACCCAUCCUGCAGGCUGUAGGAUGAUCCUUGGCUGUAGCUGAUCACACAGGUUGGACAGGUGAUGGGAGCAGGAUCUCAAUGACGUUGCUUUUACGUAUGUUUCUGGGUAAGUGCUAGCUCCACUGAGCAGCCUAGGUUUGGCAAAAACUCCAGCAAAAUUGCAGAACAAGUGGUGCCAGUACGCUUGACCUUGAAUGAAAAGGUAGCCCUGAGACCGGAGGGCUACUAAUUUCUGAGGGUUGAGAAAAGCCCUCCUGAGAAAGCACUUGCUCUUUUUAGAAGAGGCAGGGAUAUACUAUUCUUUCACCCACAGUGGCAUCUCUAGGCAAAACCCUUUUUCUGUGUUUGCUUUGGGCGGGAACUGAGGAAUAUGAUUUAGGGACAUCCAGCAACAUCCUGCUGGAUCAGCUGCCGGCAAAGCCAGAUCUGCGUUUCCGGAAAGAGGAGAGCAGCUGGUGGAGGGGGAAAGGAGGGGGCCGCCGUGUUGCGGGAGUUUUUGUAGGCGAAUGGUUGGUCCCAGGAUGACCUGUCCCCCCUGCUGGAGCCUGUCCAACAGCAGCAGCGCACCAGGAUUUUUUACCUGCAAGUAGGUCAGUUUUUUUUUUUCCCCUGGUGGUUUUUUGUUUUUUUUUUUAAUCUAUUUGGAAAUAGGGGAGCAGAGAGCGAGCAGCCACGGAGUGACUCUCCACAAACCCCCUCCAGGGCAAGAAGCGCUUGCAACCGCCACCCCCCUGCUCCGAGGGUGCACCCCUUCUCCCUUUUCUCCUCAGUCCAGGACGGAGCUGGGGAGCUGCGGCUUAGGGAGUGUGAAGAAAGAUAUUUAUGGUGCUUGCUUAUCUACCCUAUGAACAAACAGACCUUUAAGAUCAUCAAGUCCAACAGUUAAAGUGGGAGAAGCCUUGGGGUCGCCGCUCCCCAGACCCCAGUGUGACUCAAACAACACAACCUUCUGAUCUGGAGUCAGCCGUGCUGGUGUUGUGCUGUGAGGCACACUGCCAUUCAUACAGGAUGCUCACCAGAACCCUAAGUGUUGUUGCCCAAGUAUUCCUUCUUCUAAACAUAGUUAUUGUAAUUGCUAUUGCAGUGAUUCAGAUAAAUCGGCAACAGGUCCUCUCCCCAGGGCUUAAGUAUGGAAUAGUCCUUGAUGCUGGAUCCUCUCGGACUACAGUCUAUGUCUAUGAAUGGCCCGCAGAGAAAGAAAAUGACACAGGAGUAGUAAGCCAAACCUUCAAGUGCAAUGUGAAAGGCCCUGGUAUUUCCAGCUAUGAGAAUAAUCCUGGAGCUCUUGCCAAACCUUUUGAUGACUGUCUGAAUAAAGUCAAGGAGAGAAUACCAGUUCAUCUGCAUAAAAACACUUCUGUUUAUCUGGGGGCUACAGCUGGCAUGAGACUACUGAGGUUGCAAAAUGAAACGGCAGCCAAUGAAGUCCUUGCAAGCAUUCAAAACUACUUCAGAACACAACCUUUUGAAUUUAGGGGUGCGCAAAUCAUAACUGGGCCAGAGGAAGGGGUGUAUGGAUGGAUAACAGCCAACUAUUUAAUGGGCAAUUUCUUAGAGAGAAACCUUUGGAGAACAUGGGUCCGUCCUUACAGAAAAGACACUAUGGGUGCACUGGACCUUGGAGGAGCUUCCACUCAAAUUUCAUUUGUCCCAGAGGACUCUCAGGAGAACUUCAAUAGCACCUUGCAAGUGAAGUUGUAUGGUUACAACUACAAUGUCUACACUCACAGCUUCCAGUGCUACGGGAGAGAUGAAGCUGAGAAAAGGCUUCUAGCAUUGCUGCUCCAGAAAUCAAACACCAGUUCCAAUGUGGAUAAUCCAUGUUACCCUCAGAGUUAUAAUACUACAUUAGCGAUGAAGUACUUCUCUGGCAGGCUUUGUACACAGUCUCUGAGACCAGCAAAUUACUACCCGGACCAGCUUGUGAACUUCCAUGGAACAGGAGACCCAGGUCUGUGCCAGGAGAUGGUUUCUUUAUUGUUUAACAUCACUGCCUGCAGAGACAGAGAGGACUGUCCAUUUAAAGGAAUACAUCAGCCAAAAGUUAAAGGGAAUUUUGUGGCUUUCUCAGGAUUCUACUAUACAAUUAAUGCUUUGAAUUUAUCUGAGCACUUUUCCCUAGCUGACUUCAAUUCAAGUAUGUGGUUUUUCUGUUCACAGAGCUGGGCACAGCUCCAGUUUAUGCUGCCUAAAGUCGAAGAAAUAUAUGCUAGAUCCUACUGUUUUUCAGCCAAUUUCAUUUAUUACUUGCUUGUACAUGGUUACAACUUUGAUGCAGAAACCUGGCCGCAGAUACAUUUUCAAAAGGAGGUCGGUAACAGCAGUAUAGCGUGGUCACUUGGUUACAUGUUAAGCCUCACGAACAUGAUUCCAGCAGAAGGCAAGCUGAUCCGAUUACCUCUGAAACCUUCUUUGUUUGCUGGGCUCCUCGUCUUCUUCACAGCCACGUCACUGUUGUGUCUUGUCUUCCUUGUUUACUUGUGCGUUGCAUCACGUAAUCAGAAGAACAUCAGUCACGUUGAACAUGUAUUUAUUCCAGAAUGAAUGAACUUUACUGAAGACAAACCAAAAAGUUUAUAGUGCUAUUAAGUUAAGCAGGACUUUGUUUUUUAAAAAUGGAGGGCAAAACAAAGACAGGCAAGAAGAUUUCAGGACCAGAAGCAUAGAGAAGAGACACAAAGGAUAUCUGAUAUGGUGGAUUGGAGUGCUUUUGAAAUAUUUUGAUAAUUGUUUCCCUAAACCUAGUUUGUCCAGUGUGCAGCAGAGGAAACAUGGGCAGAUAUGUCAGUUUGCUUGAUAGGGGAUUAAUAGCCUUUUCCUGCCAGGUAUGUAUUAUUUUUAUGUUCAUUAACUCUGCGCUAACUGGUAAACUCAAGUGAUGAUGGAUUUAAUCAUGGCAGUGGUUGUUUAAGAUAAAAUUAAACAAGUCAGUAGGAAAUGUAGGAGGUGGGAACAUGGUAUCUGUUCUUGUGUGCAGCACCAACACUAAAAGCCUCCAAGUAAUCUGAUUUCUGAAAUUGGAACAAGCAUUGGGUCAUAACAGGAUCUGAAAGGGACAGUUGCGGUAGAAUUGUAUUUAUUGCUGUUCCAAACUGAUCGAUCCUGCCACAAGAAGAUAUAAUAAACUGCCAACACCUCUCAGGACUUUCAAGUCUGUCUUAAAACUGAGCUGUAUCUUUUGGUACCAUGGAGAUCUCAGAAUGCCUCUGCUACAGUACAUACAAUUUGGUUUGAAGGUGGAACAAAAUGCUUUCAUGCUUUAGUAACUGAACCUAAAUUUAAAUGUCUUAAAGCUACCUCCAGAAGCCACUAGAGUUUUCAGUGUCCUUUUCUCUUUCACAGAAAUCCUUUUCUGAGGUUCUCAUACUGAAACCCUGUCCUGUAUUCCCCAUAUAUUGUUGAUCCCAGACAGUUGCAGUCAGUACUGACUUGUCAUGUACAUAUUAUUUCAGCUGCCUGGAUAGAGUCUCAGGCCUGGGACCUUCUGAAGCAUGAACAUGUUAAGCCCUUCAUUCAAGGCCAAGAGGAAUAGGAGCCAGUCUGCGGGCCAGCAGAACGCCCUUUCUGUAGCAGGUUGGGGAACACAUUGCUGGAGCUGCAGUCAUGGCUGUCGUGCCAUGACUGAUCAGCCUUUCCACUGUCCUGGCUUCAGUGUGCCUUCAGCAGCACUGGGACCUGCCUAGCAGAUGCUUCUGUCAAACGCAUUAACUCCAGAGCACUCCUGGAAGUGCUGCUGCCUUCAUGCUCCAAAGAGCUGACCUCCUUGAAAGACCAGGCAUUCCUCACCAAACCUCUCAUUCCCUUAAAUCAUAAGACUACAAUUUUACCCACUGGUCCAGGAGUUCUUCAUGGUCAGUGCCCUUUUUACCUGCCUGUCUUUUCUAUAGCUUUGGUCUUUUUCAGCUGGCUUCUGAAAUAACCCUUGAAAAAGCCUCCUGCCACAUCAUCGGCCAUCUCUUCCCUUUGUAUACUGUUAAUUCCUCUUCAUAGUGCUGUAACAUGGCCUAUGAAGCUGUAAGGGUAAUACAUCUGAAGGGCCUUAGAGUUAGCAGAAAGAAGGGAUUGUUGUGCUUCUCAGGACCAGUGAGAGGAGAAAAGAGCACCUCUGCUUCACUUUCCCCCCAGCCCCUUCUACCAUUUCCUUUCACCCAGACUCAGUACCUACAUGGAGCUCCAUGUGUCCCCAGAUGUUUUACAAAUAGCUGCUGCUGAUCACUUUAAUACAUUCCUCCCUCCAUCUUCUCAGGAUUGCUUCCCUCUGUGUGUAGUUUCCCUUGCUUGCAUCUUUCCACUCUGAAGGGGUGGAUACUCAUUUCACACAUGGAGCUUUUCAGCGUGAUACAACAAAAUCUAAAAGGGAGAUUACCAUAUUCGACAUCUACUGCUAAGAAGCUAAAGCCUGUAAGGCUGCGUGAGUAGCAGUUUCCACACAGGUGUGUUGCAUGUAACAGAUCUGCUUGUUGAUGCAUACACGCAAAAGUCAAGUUAACACUGGAUUAUGAAUUCCAGUGUGUUUUAUAUCCCAUCUUCAUCUAUUCCCCAUAUUGAUUAGGUUGUGAGAUAGAUAGAUAGAUAGAUAGAUAGAUAGAUAGAUAGAUAGAUAGAUAGAUAGAUAGAUAGAUAGAUAGAUAGAUAGAUAGAAAGAACAGUGGCCAGUAUUUUUACCCAUGAAUAAUAUUUUCAGUGUCUGUCUUUUUCUAUAUCACCAACUUACUUUCGGGUUUGGUUUUGGGGUUUUGUUUCCUUUUGUUAUUCACAGGCUCAUAGAUUAUUUGAAAGGAACAGAAUAUCUUUUGAAAUGCAAAAAAGAAAAAAAAAAAAGUGAUUUUCCAAGAGGAUCGGCAGCGAGGGCUUUGUCCCUCCUCUGUUGGUAUACUACUCUGUCCUGUCAGUCUUAGCAGAGUAGCAGUACUUAAAGUAAGGCAGAAGGUACUACAAGAUGAUGAAGUGUUCUGUGGCACCCAAGUUACAGCUGAUAAAAUACAAAAUUUACUUCAGAACGCAUGGACGUUACAGAGGAUGGCAUGAGCUAAAAGCCUUAUCUAUUUUGUGUGAUUGAUCUGGAACUGCAGUUAAGGGUUUUUAAAAAAAAAAAGACAGAUGACACCAUUAAAACGUUUUCUCCAACUGCUAAA